Bubalus bubalis (water buffalo) is the source of this 1224-nucleotide messenger RNA. RefSeq names its product olfactory receptor 7A17-like. Gene Ontology annotation, molecular function: olfactory receptor activity; G protein-coupled receptor activity. Gene Ontology annotation, biological process: G protein-coupled receptor signaling pathway. The record is from RefSeq and is a predicted model, not a curated record. Gene Ontology annotation, cellular component: membrane. Lineage: Eukaryota; Metazoa; Chordata; Mammalia; Artiodactyla; Bovidae. Bases 102 to 1040 code for a protein of 312 amino acids. The transcript has a single exon.
AUAUGAUAUGAGAAAUAUAAUCAAUAGUAGUUCAAUUGGUUGAUAAUGUUUAUUUGUUUGUAUUUUUUUAUUGCCUCUUUCAAGACAGUCACACCAGCUAUAUGGAACAGGAAAAUCACACACAGUUUUCAGGAUUUCUUCUCCUCGGACUAUCAGAUGAGGCAGAGUUGCAGCCUCUCCUCUUUUGGCUUUUCCUCUCCAUGUACCUGAUAACUAUUGCUGGAAACCUGCUCAUCAUUCUGACCACCAUCUAUGACUCCCACCUCCACACACCCAUGUACUUCUUCCUCUCCAAUUUUUCUUUUUCAGACAUCUGUUUCACCUCUACCACCAUCCCAAAGAUGCUGCUGAACCUCUACAUCCAGAAUAAAGGCAUCACCUAUGAAGGCUGCCUCACCCAGCUGUAUUUUUUCAUCCUUUUUGCAGAACUGGACAUUUUCCUCCUCUCUGCGAUGGCCUAUGACCGGUUCGUAGCAAUCUGCCAUCCACUGCGCUACACAACCAAGAUGACCCCCCAGCUCUGUGGCUUGCUGUUGCUGGCAUCUUGGAUAUUGAGUGUCCUGGACUCUUUGCUACGCAGUUUGCUGGUGUUGUGGCUGUCCUUUUGUACUGACUUGGAGAUCCCCCAUUUCUUCUGUGAAAUCAAUCAGGUUAUCCAACUUGCCUGUUCUGAUAAUCUUCUCAGUAUCAUAGAGAUGUAUUUUGCCACUGUGCUUAUGGGCAUUAUUCCCCUCUCUGGCAUUGUUGUUUCUUAUUCUCGGAUUGUCUCCUCCAUACUGAGGAUUACAUCAGCAAGGGGGAAGUGCAAGGCAUUUUCCACCUGUGGGUCUCAUCUUUCAGUUGUUUGCUUGUUUUAUGGCACAGGUCUUGGGGUGUACCUCAGUUCUGCCACUACCCAAAAUUCCAGAACCAGCGCAAUAGCCUCUGUGAUGUACACUGUGGUCACGCCAAUGCUGAAUCCAUUUAUUUACUCUCUGAGGAACAAGGACAUAAAGGGGGCUCUGAAAAGUCUUGUCACCACUCUCGCUUUCAAUGAGUGACAGGAGUGUUUACCUUGGGGCUAGAGAAGUUUUCAUAAGUAGCCAAGAAGAAGAUUGGCAUCCAAAAAGCCUGAUAUUUUUGCUGUCUUCAGAUGUCUUUUUUUUCCUUUUUAUUUACCCCAUGUCCCUUAAAUCAAUGAUACCACAUGUUUUAUUUUCUAACAUUGCUUUUUUUUAACAUUGC